This is a messenger RNA of Nerophis lumbriciformis (worm pipefish), 477 nucleotides long. The record is from RefSeq and is a predicted model, not a curated record. NCBI's taxonomy places the organism in Eukaryota, Metazoa, Chordata, Actinopteri, Syngnathiformes, Syngnathidae.
CAGAUGCGCUUCAUGCUGCUGUUCAGUCGGCAGGGCAAGCUGCGGCUGCAGAAGUGGUACACGGCCACGGCCGAACGCGACAAGAAGAAGAUGGUUAGGGAGCUGAUGCAGAUCGUCCUGGCCCGCAAGCCCAAAAUGUGCAGUUUUCUGGAGUGGAGGGACCUCAAGAUUGUCUACAAAAGGUACGCUAGCUUGUACUUUUGCUGCGCCGUGGAGGAGCACGACAACGAGCUGAUCACGCUGGAAGUCAUCCACCGCUUCGUGGAACUCUUGGAUAAAUAUUUCGGCAGCGUGUGCGAGCUGGACAUCAUCUUCAACUUUGAAAAGGCUUACUUCAUCCUGGAUGAGUUCCUGAUGGGAGGAGAGAUCCAGGAUACGUCUAAGAAGAGCGUCUUGAAAGCCAUCGAGCAAGCCGACAUACUGCAGGAGGAAGACGAGUCGCCCAGGAGCGUGCUGGAGGAGAUGGGCCUGGCGUAG